AUGGAAAAGAACGGAGCAAGCAAUGGGCAGGAUGCGAAGCCCCAAAAGUCGCCUCCUGCGUCUGGCGCAAGCAAGAGUCCGAAGAAGAGGCGUAAAGUUAAUCAUGCUUGUGUGUAUUGUCGCCGAUCCCAUAUGACAUGCGAUUUGGAACGCCCAUGUGCACGCUGUAUAAAGCGUAAUAUCGGACACCUUUGCCAUGAUGAGCCCCGCGAACCGGAAUCGGCCACGAAGAAGGCGAAGAGCCAACAUACCAAUUCUGCGCCGGAAGAGGAUGGGUCGCCGCAAGAGCCUGUGCAGCAGGGAACUGUAGACCACGGCAACGGUAUGAACAGCUCGUUCGACCAAGCUCAAGCACAAUCGCAAGAUAACAAUAGCCUCACGUUGGGCACUGCUGCACUCUCCCAAUCUCAGGGCGGCCCAUUACAGCUCGUUCAGCCCUCACCGGUGUCGGGCAUCCAAGCAAAUGCUUUUAAUAGCAACAGCAACCAGUUCAUCGGAUACUCGAGCGACUGGCUAGGAUCACAGAACCAAUUUCAAGAUAUGCAUAACUACCACCCCUCGUACAUGUUCAACGCGCCAGAAGUUACCAAUGAGUACAACCUCUUGAACGAUUUCCUAAACAACAGCUUGCUCGACGACGGUGCCCUGCUCCCCGAAGAUACCUCCGGCUUCUUCAACGAUCAGUCUGGAGCCAUGUUACCAGGGGCUUCCAACAAUAAUGCUGGUCCAUCGGGAACUCAGCCGUCAACGAUGCUGAGUUCCGGAAACCCACAAGCAGGGGCAAUUUCUAGGCCGGCGAGCGUCAUACCGACAGACAAAGCACGCGAGUACUACCUCCAAGCCGCAGAUCCAACUGGCAACGAUGCGCCGGAGGAGCGAAUGCAGCGGCUACUCCGAGCGAAGUACGAUGCGGGAAUGCUGAAGCCAUUCAAUUACGUGAAAGGCUACGCGCGAUUAUCAGCCUACAUGGAUAGUCAUCUGCAUGCGGCCCAGAAGCAGAAGAUUCUUCGACAGCUUGACCGUUUCAGGCCUAAAUUCCGAGAGAAGGUCCAAGCCUUGACCGAUAUCGAGCUCAUCUAUGUUGAGAUGUGGUUUGAGCGCAGUCUCAUGGAAUACGAUCGUGUGUUUGCGAGCAUGGCUAUACCUGCGUGUUGUUGGCGGCGAACAGGCGAGAUUUUCAGGGGUAAUAAGGAGAUGGCAGAGUUGAUACAUGUGCCGAUAGAGCAAUUGCGAGAUGGCAAGAUUGCGAUCCACGAGAUUCUCGCUGAGGAAUCACUCGUAAAUUACUGGGAGAAGUUUGGGGCCAUUGCAUUCGAUCAGAGUCAAAAGGCAUUGUUGACAAGCUGCUCCUUAAAGAAUCCAGACGACCAGUCGAAAGAUCCCACGAUCAAGUGCUGCUUCUCUUUCACGAUAAGAAGAGAUGACCACAAGAUCCCGUCCCUAAUUGUUGGUAAUUUCCUGCCACAGGAUCCGGUAAAACGCUAG
Molecule: messenger RNA, 1485 nt
Organism: Cadophora gregata
Lineage: Eukaryota; Fungi; Ascomycota; Leotiomycetes; Helotiales; Ploettnerulaceae
Exons: 7
Coding region: 1-1485 (494 amino acids)
Biological process (GO): regulation of DNA-templated transcription
Cellular component (GO): nucleus
Molecular function (GO): zinc ion binding; DNA-binding transcription factor activity, RNA polymerase II-specific; RNA polymerase II transcription regulatory region sequence-specific DNA binding
Source: RefSeq, a predicted model, not a curated record